Leptosomus discolor (cuckoo roller) is the source of this 594-nucleotide messenger RNA. RefSeq names its product interleukin 22 (gene IL22). The record is from RefSeq and is a predicted model, not a curated record. Lineage: Eukaryota; Metazoa; Chordata; Aves; Leptosomiformes; Leptosomidae. Gene Ontology annotation, cellular component: extracellular region.
AUGGCCUCCCUGCAGACCUUAACCAAGAACUUCUCAGGAUGGGUCUUCUUCUGCUGCUGUUGCUGUCUUCCUCUUCUUCUCACCAGCCCUCUGCCUCCAAAAGGGGAAGGGGUGGCUUCUACUGCCCAUCAAGCCUGCAGGCUCAGGAAGAUCAACUUCCAGCAACCCUACAUCAGGAAUCGCACCUACACCUUGGCUAAAAUGGCAAGGGUCUCAGACCAGGACACAGACAACAGGCUCAUUGGGCAGCAUCUCUAUGUUAACAUCAAGGAAGACAACCGCUGCUACAUGAUGAAGAGGAUUGUGGAGAUCGUAGUGCAAGAUGUCCUCCUCACUAAGGCUAAGGACCAGUACCCAUAUGUUGAGGAGGUGGCACAGUUCUUGGCAUCCCUGACCUCAGAGCUGAGCAGAUGUAAAUUCUCAGGACACAGAGAGCACAUGGAAAAGAACCUGGAAGAAAUGAAAAGCAAAAUGAAGCAGUUGGGAGAGAAUGGAAAGACUAAAGCCAUUGGAGAACUGGAUUUACUCUUUGACUACAUGGAAAAUGCCUGUACUGAUGCCCCAAAGAAGGGAGGGAACAAGAAGAAAAACUGA